AACUCACCAAUAGCUUGAAAAAGUCAUUUUUAUUUACAAUUUAAAUGAAGUUAAAUCAGCAAAAUGUAGACAAUUUAUCAGUAAUCUUUUCUGCUAUAUUUACAUGACCACAAAAUCUUUUUUAAUUUUUUCAGUGAGUUAUAACAAAUGCAUGAUAAAGUAAUGGUAAUGUGUUUAUCAAGAGUGUGGAAAAACCCUUUAAUAGUUUUAGUGCAAUAUAGUCUCUAUGCUUAGAUAUCCUUAAUAGUCCAGAAUGUCUAUGUGAAUAAGUCAAAUGCCCACAGCUAAUCAACAGCAGUGAUUGGCUGCACAGAUUAGGGACUCUGAUGUCAGCUGCAUUUGAAUGAUAUAUGAGGUGAGUGAGAGUGAAUAGAUUUGGUCAGAAUAGAUUUUACACUCAUCAGCUGCACCAGAGCAUUAGAAGUCUCAGGACACAGCUGGAUUUAUUCAGAAAAGCUCAACAUUUGGUCCUUCAUAGGGUGAUUCAGCAGGCCUUGAACAGGCAGCCCAGCACAGCAGCAGCUCAGUACCUGCAGCAGAUGUAUGCAGCUCAACAACAACACCUCAUGCUCCAGACCGCAGCACUACAGCAACAGCACCUCAGUUUGGCCGCAGUACAGCAGGCUAGUAUAGUGGCAGGAAGACAAAGCUGCAGUCAGAAUGGCACUACAUCCCAGCAGACUGUGGCCUCCCAAACCACUAUAAACCUGGCCACAUCCCCAGCGGCAGCUCAUUUGAUCAGUCGAGCCCAGAUUGGGAGCUCUGCUCCUGUUUGCAUUGCCCAACAGGCCAUUCUGCUUGGAAACUCCUCCACACCCACUCUCACUGCCAGCCAAGCACAGAUGUACUUACAAGCUCAGAUGGCGCAACAAAGUAAUCUUGUGCAAGUAGCUAGGAGCCUGGGACGAGCUGUUCCUUUGUUCCCCCAGCUCAUUUUUACCCCAACUGCCACAGUCACAACAGUCCAACCAGUGAACUCUGCACUGUCAACCAACACAACGCCAGCCAGUGGACAGGUGCAGAACUUGGCCCUCUGCAGCCAGCAGGGGCAGUUAACUUCCUCCCUCUCCCAGACUCCGUUACAGAGUCUGAGUGUGAAACAGUCAACAGGGGCAUCUGCGCAGCUCUCUGUGAACAGUCAGCCAGUGGCCCGACUGAAGUGUCCUGGAGCAGAGCCAAAUCCAAAGGGAGCUCCUGCAAAGGGCAAUCCUGCAGAGAUAUCCUCUGAGACAGUGAGAAACAAUGACAAAACCACUGAACUCAAAACACAGGAGCUUAACAUGUGUCCCAAUGUGACGGACCAUCCUCUCAUCAGCAAAGCAUAUACUCAAAUCCAGACCCAUCAGCUUCUCCAGCAACACAAGCAGCAGUUUAUAAUACAGCAGCAGCCCCAAAUAAUGCCAAGAGGUCAAGCCCAGCUUUUAGAGGGUGAAACCAUUCAACCUAGUCUCCAAUCCCACGCCCACACUGUGCAAGCUGUAUCCAUCCAGCCAGGCCUGGCAGCUCAGCCUCAUCAGUGCCAUAUUCCUGUGUUGCCCAAAGUGCCUGUUACCUGCCAACAAGCCACCAUCUUCCAUUCCACCAUGGUUAGUCAGCAGGCACUCACCCAGAAUGGACAGUCACCCAUUUUGAGCCACAACAAAGCAGCACCUCUACAACUUACAGCAGUUAACCUCCAGAUCCAACCAGCUCCAACGCAAAUGGGAGUAGCCAAAGAGGAUGGGUCCGAUAUGGACGGUGCCAUUCCUCCUCCAGUCAGAGAGCUCUGCCCUGUAAAGAGCCAACAGCAGCUGCUACCCCUACAGACACUAGUGCCAAUAUGCCAACAGUCUGAUCAAAGCCGAGUGACAGAAAACAGAGAAGCAGGCAGAGUGAAUGUGAAGGCAGGUGUGAGCUCACCUCCAGACAUGACCUCGGGCAGCGGGAACAAUGCGCCCACUGUGACCGGCAGCGCUCCGCAAAAUGGCGAGAGCAAACCACCACCACAGGCCAUAGUAAAGCCCCAGAUCCUCACGCAUGUCAUCGAGGGAUUUGUGAUUCAGGAGGGAGCGGAGCCUUUCCCCUUUGAACGUUCAUCUUUGCUGAUAGAGAAUUUAAAGCAGAAGCAGCCUCAGUCUCAAACCUCUCACAAUGCAGAUUCUGAGAUGGAAGACCUUUCACAACGAGAGCUGAAGAACCUGGAUGAGGAGCCAACGCUGUCAUGUGAAUUUUGUGGAAAUAUAGACUUUGCUUAUAACUUCAGGAGAUCCAAGCGGUUUUGUUCUACAGUGUGUGCAAAGAGGUAUAAUGUGGGAUGCACAAAGCGAAUGGGACUUUUCCCAAGAAAAUCAACCUUGGAGAAACUAAAGAAACAGAGAGCCACAGAUAUCAAGAAACAGAAUCCAAGUUCUCAAACAGCCAUGGGAGCAUCUAUUUUGUCCCCACACCCUUCACAUCCUAGUUAUGGCGAGUCAAGCCAGUGCUCAGACAUGUCCAGCUAUGAAGAGCCUCUUUCGCCACAGUCUGCAGCAAGCUCUGGUGCCCAGAGGCUUCCAAAUGAAAACCGAUCUGAUCACAGUAGAGAGCUCCCUCUACUUACGCAGCACUUCUUGGCCAGUGAUCCAGCCAAGUGGAAUGUUGAGGAUGUUUAUGAGUUCAUCAGCUCUCUUCCAGGCUGCCAGGAGAUUGCAGAAGAGUUCCGCUCUCAGGAGAUCGAUGGGCAGGCAUUGCUGCUGCUGAAAGAGGACCAUCUCAUGAGCACCAUGAACAUCAAACUGGGGCCUGCACUGAAAAUCUUUGCCCGCAUCAAUAUGCUCAAGGACUCGUAGCGUUUCCCACUGCUCCAUCAACCUCACAACUGGAAAGGGCACCCUAAACUUCACUGCACUGGUUUUCCUCAUCUCAUUAAGGCUGUGGGUCCUGAGUAUUGCUGCUCCUCAAAACCAUAGAAAUUUGUGUAUACCUUUGGUCACAAUUGGAAUUUUGUUUUAUCCUUAAAGGAUAAUGUUGUGAUUAAUUCUGGAACUCUGGUUUACUCUACUGUGCCAGGCCCAGAGGGUAACAAUCCAUUUUGCUGAUAUCCCACAAGAAGACAAGCACAAGUACUUUACCAUUUGUGCAAACAAAGGCUCUUGAUUUACAGACAGGGAAAUUGUAUGGUAGUGUGGAAAUGGGUUUAGUUUCUAUUCUGUUUUGAACUGUUCUAUCUUACAAGUGACAUAAAGACAUUGUGUUGUAGUUCUGGUUCUCAAUUUUUUUUUAUUGUAUAGCCAAGGAAAAUUUAAUUGAAUAAACCAUUAGCCUUGGAGUGUGCCAUCGUUCGUAGGUAGUAAACAUGUUCGAGUUUGUUCAUCUGACGUUUUCGGAGAAAUUCCUCAUUUCGCAUGCAAUUACAAUUCAGAUUUUGUCCUCAAAAUGACUAUCCAAGAUGUGCCUAAUAUUUCUCUAAAUAUCCCAAAGAUUAUACACAACUAUUCAAGCAUUUUUAUUCCCCAUUUGCCAGUUAUAGUUUUUCAUACCAGUAUUCAGAUUUAAAAACCACUGCUAAAAGCAUUCUACAUUUAAGAUCUAAGCCCAUCUCCGUAUGAUCCGUUAACUCGGAUGUUUGUUUUCUUCUAAAUCACUUCAGUGUGGAAAUGUAGUGCAGCUUGUGUCUCUGUAUUUUUACAUUCAUUUUUUAAAUCAAAUUUCUGUAUUUAUUGAGAGCAAGUCUCUGAUUGUGUUUUAUAUUUGAAAAUAAAUCCUGAGAA
Messenger RNA from Xyrauchen texanus (razorback sucker), 3728 nucleotides. RefSeq names its product polyhomeotic-like protein 2. Lineage: Eukaryota; Metazoa; Chordata; Actinopteri; Cypriniformes; Catostomidae. Gene Ontology annotation, cellular component: nucleus; PRC1 complex. The transcript has 14 exons. Gene Ontology annotation, molecular function: zinc ion binding; protein binding. The coding region runs from base 540 to 2807 and encodes 755 amino acids. The record is from RefSeq and is a predicted model, not a curated record.